AUGACCCGGAAGCUGCCGCCAGACCCGAGCUGUUCCAUCGGCGGAGUAAAGAUGGCUGACCAAGGCGCCGCAGAUCCUGGAAAUAACAACAAUAAUAAACCUGAAGAAGCAGAGGGAACUAUUAUUAAGGUCACAGUGAAAACACCUAAAGACAAAGAAGAAAUCGCCAUCGCAGAAGAUGCUUCUGUCACUCAGUUUAAAGAAGAGAUCUCAAGGCGGUUCAAAGCCAAACAGGACCAGUUGGUUUUGAUUUUUGCAGGGAAGAUCUUGAAGGAUGGCGACAGCCUCAGCCAGCACGGCAUCAAGGAUGGCCUGACAGUUCACCUGGUCAUAAAGACGGCACAGAAGGCAGGAGAUGGCGGUAGCACCUCGGCCUCUAGCUCGACCUCCACUCAGGCAGGCAAUUCCUCCGCCUCUAGUCCGGGUAUCAACCCCUCCUCCUCAGCAGGCUCUACUGGCACUGACGCACCAAACACACAGACGCCCAACAUACUGACUGGCUUUGGUGACCUGGCCGGUCUGUCUGGAAUGGGCAUGGGCUCGGCUAACUUCAUGGAGCUGCAGCAGCAGAUGCAGAGGCAGCUCAUGUCCAACCCAGAGAUGCUGUCUCAGAUCAUGGAGAACCCGUUGGUACAGAACAUGAUGUCCAACCCAGACCUGAUGAGACAGAUGAUCAUGGCCAACCCUCAGAUGCAAACGCUGAUGGAACGCAACCCGGAGAUCUCCCACAUGCUCAACAACCCGGAGCUCAUGAGACAGACCAUGGAGCUAGCCAGGAACCCAGCCAUGAUGCAAGAAAUGAUGCGAAACCAGGACCGGGCUCUGAGCAACUUGGAGAGCAUCCCAGGGGGUUACAAUGCGUUGCGGAGGAUGUACACGGACAUCCAGGAACCCAUGUUUAGCGCUGCCAGGGAACAGUUUGGCAACAAUCCAUUCUCAGCUCUAGGUGGGAACUCUGAGUCUGGUGCCCAGCCAUCACGGACAGAGAACCGGGAGCCCCUGCCUAAUCCAUGGGGGCCACAAAAUUCUUCUAACCCAUCUGAGAGUGGAGGGGCCACCACAGGAAGCACUAGCACCCCUGGGGGCACCAAUCCCAGUGUGUCCAACCCUCUGGGCAUCAACGCUGGCAGCCUGGGCAAUGGGAUGUUCAACAGCCCGGGCAUGCAGAGUCUAAUGCAGCAGAUCUCGGAAAACCCUCAGCUGAUGCAGAACAUGCUCUCGGCUCCCUACAUGCGCAGUAUGAUGCAGUCGCUCUCUCAAAACCCAGAGUUGGCCUCCCAGGUGUUGAUGAAUAACCCGUUGUUUGCUGGAAACCCACAGCUGCAGGACCAGUUUAGAUCUCAGUUACCCAUCUUCCUGCAGCAGAUGCAGAACCCAGAAGCCAUGGGAGUGAUGACCAACCCCCGGGCCAUGCAGGCUCUGAUGCAGAUCCAGCAGGGUCUACAGACGCUGCAGACAGAAGCUCCGGGCCUCAUGCCCAGUUUGAUGACAGGUGGUGUUCCUGGUGGUGUUCCUGGUGGUGUUCCCGGUGGUGUUCCCGGUGGUGUUCCCGGUGGUGUUCCCGGUGGUGUUCCCGGUGGGAUGCCUGGAAUGAUGCCUGGUAUGAUGCCUGGUAUGAUGCCCGGUAUGAUGCCCGGUAUGAUGCCCGGUAUGAUGCCUGGUAUGAUGCCCGGUAUGAUGCCUGGUAUGAUGCCUGGUGGGAUUCCUGGCAUACCCACAGGUGGGGGCCUGCCAACAGAUAACCCGGCCUCCUCACCCGGCGGUGCAGGAACAAAUGCCGCCCAGCAGCAGUUGAUGCAACAGAUGCUCCAGAUGUUUGCUGGUGGAGGAGGAGGAGGAGGAGGAGGAGGAGGAGGAGGACUAGUAGGCGGACUAGGAGGAGGAUUAGCAGGAGGACUAGCAGGAGGACUAGGAGGAAGUGCAACGCCCCAGACCCCCGAAGUGCGGUUCCAGUCCCAGCUGGAUCAGCUGAGCUCCAUGGGCUUCAUCAACCCCGAGGCCAACCUGCAGGCCCUCAUCGCUACUGGAGGAGACAUCAACGCCGCUAUCGAGAGACUGCUGGGCUCACAGCCCUCGUAAAGACAUACAGUACAUACUGAUCCACAGACACGUGCAUUCAGACAUACCUAAAUCAUAAACACACCCAGCAUCUACAGAGAACCAAGAGAAAUUUAAGUGUAUUGUCCCAAACUUUACAGAAGAAACUUGGGCAGGAUCUGUCAGACCCUCAUUCUACAUCUGUUCUCAGAUUAUUUCCCUAGUCCCUAUUCUUUUUGGCGUCGUCCAACCAGAUCUCUGUCCCAGAGUGCUGCUGUAGAGCUGGACUGAACCAAUCUCACCUUGAGGGGUGUUCUGGUGCAGAGAAAAGGAGCGAAAACCUCUCCUGAAAAGGGACUCCCAAGCAUUUCUUCAUUCAUUGUUUUCUUCCCAUUAAACUGGAGUCGAGUGUUGCAGACAAACAUUUGCAUAAUACAGAUUAAACCCAUGUGAUGUGAUUGGCUGUUGGCUCUGUUUCACACACGGCCAUUGUGUUGCAGUUUGUUAGCAUUUAUCUAGCUAAUCAGUUCGUGAACAUUUUUUCUGGUAUAGAGACGGAAAUCAUGAACAAGAACAGGAAGAUAUCUUGUCCAUACAGACGUUCAAACCCAUUCCUCCCUCUUUCCCCGCUCUCGAGAUUCUUCAUAAAUAGCUGUUUUUGCCCGAUGACUUUCACUAUUUAUUGCAAGCGCUUAAGAAAAUUAAGGCCUCCACACUUCCCUAAACUUGUAAUUUGUCAUUCCAAAAAUAAAGUGCCCACUCACGGGUGUCUUUUCCUUCUGAGGCACCGCUGCUGUGCCUUCUGUCCCCCCCCUGCCCUAUAAGAGCAUUGUUGGCAAAUGACACUCCCCCCUUCAGUGGGUCAAUUAGACGCCCCUAAUAAAUCUCACACAUGAUCAUCCGGGACCGUAACCAUAACAAAAUAUCACUCUGUAGCAGCUCCGGAGGACGCUGUCAGGAUGAAUAUGAAUGAAACCAACUUUCUUUUUAAUCUGAUUCUUCUUUUUUUAAUUAUAUCUUCUCUUUUUUUGGGGUGCAGUUAGUACCUAGAGAUAAUUGUGAUUUGUCUCGCAUACAAAUAAACAUUGAAAUCGAGUAAAAAGUAAAUGAAUGGAAAAGCUUUACAAACAUUUAUGGUAUGGUGGCACCAUACAUUUCUAAAAUCAAGUUAUAGGUUGUCUUAUUUUUUUUCUUCCUUUUUGAAAAUUUCAGCAUUGUAGUUGUGGUAACCUUGGCAACUGCUUCUAUAGCUUUGCUUUGUUUGUUGACCUCAGCUUAAAAAAAAAAAAUCCAUCUCACAAUUGAACAUGUUGAAACUAACUUUUAACAGUACUGUACUAAAAAAGAAUAAAACAUGGUCAAAAUCAGUCUACGCCCUGUGUCAGGUGAUUAUAGCCUUGUGACGGUGUAGAUAGGAGUGUGUAGCUUUUCAUUCAAAUGUCCUGCUCAUGAAGUUCUUAUAAAGUCAUUACGUUUA
Molecule: messenger RNA, 3514 nt
Organism: Trematomus bernacchii (emerald rockcod)
Lineage: Eukaryota; Metazoa; Chordata; Actinopteri; Perciformes; Nototheniidae
Product: ubiquilin-4-like
Exons: 11
Coding region: 1-2079 (692 amino acids)
Biological process (GO): ubiquitin-dependent protein catabolic process
Cellular component (GO): cytosol
Molecular function (GO): polyubiquitin modification-dependent protein binding
Source: RefSeq, a predicted model, not a curated record